Serpula lacrymans var. lacrymans S7.9 is the source of this 1922-nucleotide messenger RNA. RefSeq lists its product as uncharacterized. Gene Ontology annotation, biological process: regulation of DNA-templated transcription; nuclear-transcribed mRNA poly(A) tail shortening. The transcript has 4 exons. Lineage: Eukaryota; Fungi; Basidiomycota; Agaricomycetes; Boletales; Serpulaceae. Bases 1 to 1878 code for a protein of 625 amino acids. Gene Ontology annotation, cellular component: CCR4-NOT core complex; P-body. The record is from RefSeq and is a predicted model, not a curated record.
AUGCAGGCAAACUACGGUCCUGGGCUGCAGCCAAGCAACCACCGAACGUCUGCCCAACAACAGAAUAUCAUUCCACAACCCUCUCCCGGCUUUCUUCAGCAACGGACCCAGAACAAUUAUCCUUUUGCGACAGGACUCCUUCAGCAAGGACAAAGAGACCAACCAACACCACUUCAGCAACAUACAAAUAAUCCUCCCCAAUCACAGCAACCACUUCAGGCACAACAAGCAAACGGAAACUCCACUUCUCUAUUGCCUCAGCUACCUUCAAGCGCGACUACUCCGAGUCUCGCGGGAACAGCACCAUCGGUCUCGUCUGCCAGCGAAGUGGGGUUAGACCCAAACGAUUUCCCAGCGCUAGGGUCAACGGCGCCCACUGCUACGUCAUCGAAUAAUAAUAUAUCGAACGCAAACAACAGUGUUGUAACCAGCUAUGCGAGUCAGGCGGGGACGGGGGUGCCUCAGGGAGCGGCGGUAGUGACAGGAGUGGUGGGGAGUCAACAGCGGGAUUUCACCCCCGAUGAUUUUCCUGCACUUGGUGGACAACCACAAACCCAAAACCAGAACUCUACAUCGCAUCCACAGCCGCCGCAACAGCAGAAUCAAACUCAGGAAAACCUUUCGCAUUCUCACCCACCAGGACUUAAUGGGUUCCAACAUAGUGAUCAUUCGCAGCAACAACACCGACAAAACCUGUUAGGCUCUUUAUCAGGGGGUCAGCAACCUAAUACUCCAGGGAUGCUCAAUUUGAGUGCCAGUCAAACGCGAGGAAUUCAUACCGGCUUUCAGCAACCACCGAGUGAAGCGGAAAAACAACGGCAAAACUAUGCAUUGAAGCUUAACCAGGCGUCCCAUGCAGCUUGGAACUCACCUAAUCCAAGCGCUCAGGGUCAAGCGGCAACUGGGAAUCCAUUUUCUAACUCAUCAUCGGCAACGGCAACAGCGCUUCAACAAAAUGGAACGCACCAGUCUCAGUCUCAGAAUCAGAGUAGUGGGCAGUCGCAAUUACAAUCGCAGCCACACUUAAAUGCACCUCCGGGCGUACCACCUCCGUCUGGUUCUUUUGGCGCUCAACAGCACCAACAUCAACCAUCAUCGGGGAUGCUAGGCACAAACGCAGCAACGGCGGGUGCAGGUACAGGAGUUACAUCAGCUUCAGCCCCAUAUGCAUCGAACGGAGUACCGUUAACGCUAGAACACCAUCAUCCACAGACACCAGCACAGCAAGUACUGAUGAGUGCGGCCGAUCGGUGGGGACUACUGGGUCUGCUUGCGAUGAUUAAGAACGCGGGGAUUGACUCGGACGGUGGUUUGAGUAGUGUAGGCACAGAUUUGGGGACAAUGGGUUUGGAUAUGGGUUACUCUGGGAACCUGUAUUCAACUUUCAUAACUCCCUGGGCGGAUCAAUCAGCCGCACAUAGUGUUGAGCCUGAUUUCCAUCUGCCUGCAUGUUACAAUGUACAACCGCCUCCACCAGGGCCAAACAAAGCUGCGGCUUUUAGCGACGAGACACUGUUUUUCAUGUUCUAUUCUAGUCCUCGAGAUGCACUCCAAGAAGUUGCAGCUCAAGAACUAUGGAACCGGAAUUGGCGUUAUCACAAGGAACUUAGGUUCUGGAUUACCAAGGAAAGUGGGACAUCACCCUCACAGAAGGUCCAGGGAGGAGAACAAGGAACAUACACCUUCUGGGAUCCGGAGAAUUGGGGCAAGGAGCGCAAAGAAAUGACAGUUCUGUAUGCGGACCUCGAGGAGAAGAGUGUACCUGUAUUCCAGCCAGGGCCAGGCCUUGUGCUGGCCCAACAACCUCCGCAAGCGCAAGCGCAACAGGUGCAGCAGCAACAGCAGGUAGGGCGAGGGUCUUUCCAGAUGGGGCUGUAACUCCAUUGAGAAGAGACGUUGAGAGGGGAUGAAUCGCCAGUUUG